AUGAAUCCGAAUUUGCUUCCGCCGCCCCUGGCGACAAGUGCCAUCGACCUGCUGCAGGAGAUGCUCCUCGAGCGCAAGUGUGACGCCGACGCGGCCCGCUUUCGCAACACCGGAAACCGACUCUAUCUGGACGGGAAGUAUGGGGAAGCUUUGGUGUGGUACAACCGGAACAUCUGCUUCACGGAGAAGGAGACGGACCAGCUGGCCACGGGAUACGGGAAUCGGUCGGCGGUUUACUUCGAGCAGGGCGAACAGCAGAUUGCCGCUGGCCGUUCGAAGGUUCCAAGUCCGCGGAUGGUUAUUAAUGUGGACAUCAAGCCCUCCUGGCCAAGGGAAUAAGGUUUGAUCACCGGCGAAUCCUGGUCGCCGAAUAGGACUUUAAUCCGGGGACGUGAUUAUGUGCGGAACCGCUGCUGACGGUGAUUGACUUCAAGCUGUGCUACGAAAACUGGGGAGUCAAGUUCAGCAAC
Molecule: messenger RNA, 470 nt
Organism: Culex quinquefasciatus (southern house mosquito)
Lineage: Eukaryota; Metazoa; Arthropoda; Insecta; Diptera; Culicidae
Exons: 3
Coding region: 1-339 (112 amino acids)
Molecular function (GO): protein binding
Source: RefSeq, a predicted model, not a curated record